CAGAUAACAUGUCAACCAAGAUUCCGAAAAUCGAUACGAGUAGUAUCCUUACGAACAAAUCUAGAAAGUCGAAAUCCAGUAAGGUUUCCAUACAAGAAACACGCUCACAAUUAGAACAAGUCACAGGCAAGGAUGAGCUUCCUCGUUCUCUCCGAAAUGAUUACAUUAUGAUACGCGGAACUGACGCAGAGAAACUACUCAAUGCAGAGAAGAGUCUUAUUGUUCCACAUAGCUCUCCUAAAAGCAACAUCAUUUUUCAUAAAUAUGUUGAUACUUUACCCGAAAAAACAAAUGUCAUCGAGAACUUGGAUAUUCCAUAUAUUCGUAUAUUAGGAAUAAGGAACACCGUCAAACACAUUGGAGAAUUUUUCGGUUGCACUCUCUACAAAACCAGCCUUUUACAGUUUUGGUUUUUGGACAUGGUGACUGAUUGCCUUUGGAAAUGCCAGGAUGAGUUUACAUUGAACGACCAAAAUCAAAAAUGUGUUUUGUCUUGGGUUUUAUAUGUCUUUAAUAUCAUCAGAGACCCACUUAUGAAUUUAUCGCGUGGACAAUUAUUCCGACUCUUUUGCGAGAUAUUAACUCUGGCAGAAGAUCGUAUAGAAUGUGGUGACCCCUAUUUCCCAAAGCCAGAAGAACUAUUUGAUGUCAGUCUUUCUCCUGAAAAUACAGUUGAAGUUGAUGCUCUGCUGUCAGAUUCUACAAACUCUAGUUUAGCCUUCAAUAGUAGUGAGAGCGAACACAGUUUCUUGGUUAUUCCCUCAGAAGAAUACCCUGAUCUUCCUGAUUUCUAUAAGCUACCGGCAAGGCCAUGCAAAUGCACUAUAUUUGUUUCGAGUUCAUUAGAAACAUUAUCCGAAAAAUCAUUACCUGGUAUCAACACCCAAUCCGAAGAGAGCGGGCUUCAUUACAAUUCAGAAGACGAUAUGAUUAACAUCGAAACUCCAGACUCUCUCUCUGAAUUUUAUCAACCCAAUUCUAGGAUACAUUCUAGAUUUUUAGAUGAGAUCGAUGAAGAAGACGAUGAAUCCAAGAAUAUUGAAGAAUUGAAUAAAGUUUUAUCAGAAUUGGAAUAUGAAUGGGUCAGUUAUUCCGAAAAACCAAUUCUUCAAGCUAUAGAAAAGCCCAAAUCUGUAGGCACCCUCAGCAGUCACGAUGCUGCAUCUGUACACUCUAGCAUUAGAAAAAUCAGAAGCAGCAGUAAGUCGAAAGCAAAACCAGAGAGAAGAAGCAGCCAGGAAGAUACUUCUUCUAUACAAGGAAUACCAAUGAAAAAAACUAAACAAAAAGUUCCUAAGCAGGAGAAAAAAUUAGGAGAAGACGAAUUACUCAAAGUUUGGUUCGAGUACAAUCUUUGGGAACAGCGUAAAAAGGAUAUGGAAGAUCCCAAUAAAGGCUGGAAACCAUUUGAGCCUGAGUUAUGUGCUCACGAUUGUAAUUGUGAUCAAAUUGAGUAUACGUCUGAAGAUUUCGAGAAUGAAGAGUACCUCCAGAUCAAGAAUGAAUGGCUGCAGUAUUUGGAUAAACAUAAACUAGCCAUUGACCAAAAUACCCAGAAUGUGUUCAUCAAUUCCUGUCUGCUUCUAAUGAUCAAGCAGUUUGUUGUUGAAUAUUUUCUUGAGAGCUUCCAAUACAAACUAGUAAAGAUGGCCUAUCAAACGGUUCCGAAUCUCACAUAUGAAAAGCUGAAUAAUAAAUGGCUUGUUCCGAAAGAAAAUAAAGAGGAGUUCAAACGGCCACUUGAGAAAAAACCCAAAGUAUCAAAACCAAUAAAAGAAAAAACACCCAAAGUUAAAAAACAGAAAGAGAGAGAAGAGAAAAAGAGUAAGAGCUCCAAAGGAAGUAGCAAAAAAGAAAAACAAUCAAAAAUCAAACCGGAAAAACCCCACAAACUCACUAAAGAAGAAAAAGAAGAGAUAGAAAGAAUGAAGAAAGAAGAAAUGCAGAAAAUGUUCGAGGAAAUUGCAGGUGAAGAAAACCGGCGUUUCAUUUUUCCUUUGGGUUUGGCAGCAAAUAGAGAUUUCUUCAUGAGCAUUUUCAAGGACUUUUCACCACCAUCAGAGGCUAAAGAUAAAGGAAAAGAUAAGAAAAACAAGAAGAAAAAAUAGGAAUCAUAAUUGUUUGCAAUAUUUUCAUUUUCUCUUUUAUUCUAUUGAAUCAUUCCAGUAAUAAAUGUUUCCUGGCACACCGAAAAAUUUGUAGGCGUUUUGCUAAAUCCUUUUGUUGAACUUUGGUCAGAGAAAUUCACCGACACAACCUGGAAAAGUGUAUGAAAAAAUUAAAUACUCAAGCUCGGAGCAUACUAAUCAGUUCUCAAAAUUGAUACAAUUCUGUUUCCAAUUUGUUCGAUCGAAUUAAGACCAUAAACAGCAGUACAAAAUUCAAAUUUAUUUAUUUUUUAUUUUAUUUAUUUGCAAUGAACAGGAAUCCUAACAGGAAAACUCAAUUAG
Coccinella septempunctata (seven-spotted ladybird) is the source of this 2450-nucleotide messenger RNA. RefSeq lists its product as uncharacterized. The coding region runs from base 9 to 2108 and encodes 699 amino acids. The transcript has 6 exons. NCBI's taxonomy places the organism in Eukaryota, Metazoa, Arthropoda, Insecta, Coleoptera, Coccinellidae. The record is from RefSeq and is a predicted model, not a curated record.